UACUGAAGGCUGGUUUAUAGAACGUUUGCCAGCUGUCAUUGAGUCUUGAUCUUGAAGUUUUAAGACUUGAUUUUGUAAUCUUUAUCCUCAGCAUGCACACGUUUUGUUAACUGAAGCUGUGUGGACUUUAAGAACGAUAGAAGAGUGACAAAUGGGGCUAAAUGAAAAUAGUAAUGCUGCUUUGUCAUCAUAUAUCAGAAUUAUUUAGAAUGUCUGCUGGUUUUAGUUUCGCUCAGUGCGCUGCCUCCUCCCACUUUCAGCACUUCUCUUUUCAGAGUCGCGCUGCGCUUUUACGCGCGGCUCUAGAGACGCAGUGAUCAGAGAUCAGAGCGCUAUGCAGAGCUUCAUUGUCUGAGGGUAUCCAGCCAGAGCUGGCACCGUUGCUGGAAAAUGAUCGUGCUGCUCGGUCUGCUUUGUAUUCUCUGGGGAGAACAGGGUCGGUGUCUGGAGGAGGAUGGAGGAGGUUUCGCCUUCGAUGGAGACAUCCGCCACUUUUCAGUGGCCAACAACACGGUUUAUAUCGCUACAGAGGAGAAGCUGUACCAGCUGAGCCACGACCUGACUCUGAUCCACAGUCUGACUCUGAGAGGAAUCUUGAUGCCAAGUAAAGAUCCGAGGAAUAAUAAGUUUGACCGAGUCUCUGAGAAGACUUUCUGGAACGCAACUUUCAGCAUCAACUUAUUAUUACCAUUUGUUAAGAAUGGCGCUCAGAUCAUCUGCGGUGUGACAGACAAUGAGUGUGGUUACUGCGAGGUUCUGGACCUGAAGAACAUCUCUAACCUUCUGUACAAAGAACACGUCCAGGUGGGGCCACUGAGACGGAACAGCUCGUUCGUAGGUAUUCUGGUGGAUGUCAAGAAGAAUCCAUCUCAGACAGAGACUUAUAUUCUGACCGCGAUGCAGCCCGAAAAGAGCAAGUGCUCCUCUGAUGCUGAGACCAUCAACCUUCAAAAUUCAAACAACAAAGACGAGGCAGGUAUAUUUUCUCUAACUGAUGGAUCAUCAGGCACACCUACGAUCAAAAAUAAAAGCGAUGUGGAGUUUGUGGACGGAUUUCAGAUCAGUUCGAUCAUCUAUCUGCUCUCCAACGUAAGAAGUGACGCUAACAGCAACAAAGUCCGUCUCAUUUGGCUUGAAGGCGAAAGAAGUAAAACCCGAACUCUCAAGUCUCUACGGGGCGCGACUCUCAGUGUCUCUGAUGGUGAAGGCAGCAGACUUCUGGCCUCCUCGGUCAUCCCAGGUGGACAGACGGUUCUUUGGAGCGGAGUGUUCAGUGUGGACGGAGAACAAAGCAACACUGAGCUGGUGGUGUUUGACAUCAGUCCUGAUCUCAGUUUAGACAAAGAUAAGGAUCCAGACUUCUACUAUGUGGAUAGUCCCAACAAGAACCAGCCUGAGACUCUUAAACCAGAGGCAGUUCUCUUCAGGCAGCCCUACAUGACCUCUGUGCUGGCAGUGAGGCAGAAGACAUGGAUGGUUUUCUUCAUUGGUACAGGAGAUGGACAGCUCAUUAAGCUUGCUGUGGACAGGAACUAUCACCCUGCUUGUCCCAAGGUGCUCUACAGGGCCAGUGACGACCGCCAAGUGUUUCCCAAAAUACAACUGGAUCCAGUGGAUCAGAAACAUGUCUACGUUCCAUUUAGAAACCAGAUGAAGCGUGUGUCUGUAUCAAAGUGCAGCACAUACACAAAUGUACAGGAGUGUUUGUCUACACAGGAUCCAUACUGUGUCUGGUGUGGAUCUAAACAAAGGUGCACAUUUGAAGACGACUGCCAAGAUUCUGACUGGUUAUCUAUUCCUGAUGAUUCCACAGAGAAAAUCAUUUCUCACAAAGUUCUAAAGAACCCCAGUGGAGAGAUCACACUAAAGAUCCAGACCCACCUGACUGUCAACUGGACAGAGGAUAACUUUGCCUGUGAAAUCUUUGCACCAUCUAGAGAACGUUGUCCACAAAAUAGUCGUCCUCUGUUCCCACAAUGCACCUGCAACCUAUCCCAUGGCUCAAUUCCUGCUGACGGCCUGGAUGUCACUGUAAAGAUGAGACUUGGGAAGACAAACCUUUCAGAGCGUCUGAAGCUAACCAACUGCUCUGACAUCAGUGGACCUCCAACUUCUGUCUUGUGUCAGCAGUGUAUCAAGGCUGGAUGUGGAUGGAACAUAAACAGCUGUUCAUGGUCUAAUGAAGGAGUGGAUAAUGACAGUGUUUGUCAAAAGUUGGAGCCUGGGAUGAACUUUUCUAAGCCAGAAAUCUCCUCCAUCUCUCCCAGUGUUGUGUCUUUCUACGGUAGAAACCAUGCCUUGUUGUCAGGUCAGAACCUCAUUAAUGUGACCAGAGUGAGGAUCCAGACAGACCUGGACUGUUCUCCACAAGAAUCUCCUGUAUGGAACAAGACUGGUGUGAGUCUGACGUUCCACAUUGCCACUACAGAAAAGAAAGGUUUCGUCAAAGCAUGCGUUCUACUGCCAGAUGGCAGUUGCCACGGCAACGCUAAAAUCACCUAUCGAUCAACACCAUCCUGCACUGACAUUGUACCAAGCAGCACCUGGGCCAGUGGGAAGAGGAAGGUCACACUCAUGGGGUCUCACUUGGAGUUUGUGGAAGGAAUCACACACAGCCACGGACAGACGGAAGUCCAACUUCCCACAACCAGCAGCAGUCAGAAACUCUCGUACGACACACCUGCAGCUUUAAGGCCUCAGACGACUUCUAGCAGCACUGUGUAUUUGAAAGUAGCCAAUCAAUCCUUGGCUUGUUCCACAAAAAUAACCUACUAUCCAGACCCUGUGUUCACCAGCUUCUCAUUCACAAGGACGGGGGACGGUUUUCGUGUCACCAUACAGAAAAAAGCAGAUAAACUGGAGAUGAAAUCGUCAGAACUGUCAGUGUCUGGUGUUCAAGAUGGAAAGAAAUAUGCUUGUGUCAUGGAAGAGAUAGAGACCAACAACGAGACUGACUUUUUCACCUGUCACAUACAAAGCACAUCCAGCUUUACAUUUCAGCACAUAGAGAUAAAGUAUGGUGGCCAGACAGUGCUGCUAGGUCCUCUGCCUGUAGUUCAUCAGGUCCUUCUGAUAGUGGGUUUGGUGCUGAUACCUUGUGUCAUAGGUGAGAUGGAGAAUAAAUACUGAUACUGCUCGGUCUCAAUCAGUAACUCUUCAUCUUUCAGUGUUAGUGUUUAUCUAUCGCUGGCAAAGGAGACGCACCGCUGAGAUGAACAUGCUCUGACCACAGAUGCCUAGCUCUCCAUCCGUUCUCACAAGGAACAAGUUCACCAGCUGCCUACACAUUUGUAUUAAAAGGCUUCUUCAUUUUCAAUAAGUAUUUUUUCUUCUAACAUUUUCUUCCUGUCUCUGUAAGUUUGUGGUGCAGAUGUGACUUCAGGCAGCCUGCUACCAGCCAAGAUUAAUUCCACACAACCCACUUUGAUACGUUGACAGCGCAAAUAGUUUGUUUUGCUCUUUUAUCAUCAUGUAUAUUUAUCAUACAGACCUCAGACCACAGAAAUCCUCCUUUCCUCUAAAUCUGAACCAGAAAAAUAAUAAGCAUAUUUCACAAAAUCUUUUGUAUAUUUAGUGUGUAUAUGUUUCUGAUUUAUUUUAUUUUAUCUCAUUCUAUAUUUUUUAUGCAACAAACACCAAGGUAAAUUCCUUGUAUGUACACAUAUACUUGGCAAUAAAGUCUUUUGUGAUUCUGAACAUUAUUUUCUAAAACUGAAAUAAACAACCCAAGUAUAAAAACAGUAUGUAUACAUUUUAUAUUCUGUUUACACCACUUUUAUAGAAGGCUAGUAGCACUGUAACUCUUCUUCCCACGAUGGCCUUUGAUCCUUAUCACAGUCACUCUCAUACACUCUGAAAAAUGAUUCAUGGGGUUAGUAAGUAACGCUCAAAAUCAAGAGCUUUUUCUGCAUAAAAGAAAGUUUGUUAUGUGUAUGUAUUAUAAUGAGUUGAUAACUUAAUUGAACGCGUUGGUCUAUAUGAAAAAGAAUAGAUAGUCCCAACUCAGUAUUACAUGAAUUUUCAACUGAUAUUUCUGCCUUAAUUAAAGGCAGUGAACAGGGCAGCUGUGACUACUCGUGUAAUUUAUCUACGAUAAAGCGCUAUAUAUUAUUAUUUUAACGUAAUCAAAAUUAAGUUUGUUUAACUUAAAUAAGCUCGUGGAGGACAAGACAGAUUAUGUUGCUGGCACUAAAGUAAUUGAGUUGGUCUAAUUAAGUCUUGUGGCAUGUAUUUAAUGCUAGAUGAGUUGUAAUAACUUAAAAAAUGUCCAAAGUUUUACGUUGAGCGACACGUUUUUUGAAGUGCAGUUAACAGGAAAUGUGAGUUACGCAGGUAACGGACAGCUGUCCAGAUGUUUUCUUUUAGAAUUAGAUAUAGGUUCAGACAAGAAGUCCAUCACAUAAUGGAUUCCGAAAGAAUGCGCAUUAAAUUGAGUAUUUCCAGCCUUGUGUCGCGCCACACCUUUUACGUCUCAGUUCCCCACCAGUGAGGCGCGCCCCACACUUGAGAACUGACGUAGGGCGAGUUCACGCUAAACUGGGUAUUAUCGUCUCUGAGUAAACUGAAAAGCAAGUCUAUAAAAGGAUGUCAUUGCGACUGUUCCUGUCGCUCAGUGCCCUCCUUCCUCCCACUUCUCUUUUCAGAGCCGCGCUGCGCUUUUACGCGAGGCUUUAGAAACGCAGUGUCAGACAUCAGGGCGCUAUGCAAAGCUUCACUGUCUGUACCAGCUGAGCCACGAUAUGACUUUAUAAAUCUCAAACUGUGAAAUUUCACAGUUUCAGCAGCAAUUUACAGGCACUCAACACCAUACGUACUGUAUAACACAACAUACUAUAUACAGGAUAUUAACAUAAUUACAAAAAAAAAAAAAAAAAAGGUGAAUUGAAAAAAGUCAAUAGAAAAGGAAAAAGAAAUAAUGUACAGAGUGUUAUCUGUCACGUAUAGAUGAGGAGCUGAACAGGCAUAUGGCUUGGGGCAGGAAAGAUUUCCUGUAGCGUUCUUUGAGACAAUGGAGUUGUCUGAGUCUCUUGGAGAGCAAGCUCCAUUGUCAGUCUAUCAUCUGGUGGAGAGGGUGGUCAGGGUUAUCUAUGUUUAAUAACAGUUUAUUAAGUGUCCUCCUCUCCACCACCUCCUCAAAAGUUACCUGUGUGCAGCCAAUGACAGAGCCAGUCUUCCUGAUCACUUAAUUCAGUCUGUUGGUAUCACUGGCUGCAAUGCUGUUCCCCCAGAAAACAACAGCAGAGAAAAGGCUGGCCACAACAGACUGGUAGAAGAUCUCCAGCAUCAGUACAGUGAAUACAGUGAAGUAGAGUCUGCUGCAGCCCUUCUUGUACACAGCUGUACAAGAAGUACAGGUAUCUGUACUCCUCCAGCACCUCCACAUCCCUACCAAGUAUGCUGAGGGGCUGAGGAUCUGUUCCCUUCCUCCUGAAGUCAAUCACCAUCUCUUUGGUCUUGCCCACGUUAAGCAGCAG
Molecule: messenger RNA, 5474 nt
Organism: Mugil cephalus (flathead mullet)
Lineage: Eukaryota; Metazoa; Chordata; Actinopteri; Mugiliformes; Mugilidae
Product: plexin-C1-like
Exons: 16
Coding region: 391-3129 (912 amino acids)
Biological process (GO): positive regulation of axonogenesis; regulation of cell migration; negative regulation of cell adhesion
Cellular component (GO): semaphorin receptor complex
Molecular function (GO): protein binding; semaphorin receptor activity
Source: RefSeq, a predicted model, not a curated record